CUCAUUUUAUUAACUUAAUUUUAUUUUUAUUUAUUUUUACUGUCUGUAACGAUCGAUCGAGCAUGCAGCAGCAGCAGGAUACAACCAUCUCCACGCUUCUGCAAUUCAUCCUCCAAAGCCAGAAGGAGUGGUGGAGCUACGCCAUCUUCUGGCGGGCCUCCGACGAGCUCGGCCGCCUUUAUCUCUCCUGGGGCGCCGGCUAUUGCCAAGACACCAAAUCCAAAUCAACUUCUAAUAAUAAUAAUAAUAAAUUUUACGAUGAUGCUGGGAUUAAGGAGAUCGGCCAGCUCUUCGGAGGCGACGACGAUGACCAGCCGGAGUGGUUCUACAUGGGCUCCAUAACCAGGUCCUUUUCAGCUGCAAACGAGGCCGUUUUCCACACCUUCACUAGCGGCGCCGCCGUCUGGCUCCACGGCGAUCGAAUGCUUCAAUUCUCCAACACCGAGAGGGCCAGAGAAGCCCGACUACAUGGAAUUCAGACACUCCUUUUCGUCCCCAUUAUUUCUUGCGGUGUCGUCGAGUUAGGCUCCUCCGAUUCCAUCAAGGAAGAUUAUGGCCUCUUCCAAUUCAUCACCACCACCUUCAAUCCUCUGCAAACCCAGAUUCAUCCCACGGGGACACUUAAUUACAACGCCGCCGCCGCCGGGAAGUCGUCUUCCAACUCCGGCAACAAUUCCGACAUUAAUUCAGCUAAACCCUAUUACUCAUGUCCUAACACCAAAAGUACCAGAAAAAGGGGGAGAAACAAUAACUACAAUUACAAUUACUAUUACAAAUCAGGCAAUAAUCGUGUCUGCAGGGAUGAGCAGCAGACGACGACGCCGGCGGCGACAAGCCACAUCGAGGCGGAGAGGCAGCGGCGGGAGAAGCUGAACCAGCGGUUCUACGCUCUCCGGAGCGUCGUCCCCAACGUGUCUAAAAUGGACAAGGCCUCACUGCUAGCCGACGCCGUUUCUUACAUCAAUCAGCUCAAGUCCAAGGUUUCCAAUCUCGAGUCCCAAAUCCGAGCCCUCGAAGUCGACAUCGAUCCGCCGGCGCCGGCGCCGGCGCCGCCGCAAUCGAGCUCCGCCACCAGUACCACGACAGGUAAUAAUAACAAUUCGAUUGAUUCUUCCUGCAAAUCGAUGGGAGGAGGGUACAAUGUGGUCAUCGACAUAGAGGUGAAGAUAUUUGGAUCGGAGGCGAUGAUCCGUGUCCAGUCCCCCGACGUUGAUCAUCCCUGUCCGAGAUUGAUGAGCGUGCUGAGAGAGUUGGAGCUGGAAAUCAGCCGUGCCAGCGUGUCCAGCGUGAGGGCGACUGUGUUUCAGGAUGUCUUCAUUAGGGUUCCCAAAGGAAGGCAAAUUGGCAGUGAGGAUGCAAUCAAGGCUGCUAUUUUAAUGAAAAUGAGGCUUUGACUUAAUAAUAAUAAUAAAAAAAAAAUAAUAAUAGUAAUAUUAAUGUUGUUCUACGUUUCUAGACAAAUUAAUAAAUAAAUAAAUAUUA
This is a messenger RNA of Andrographis paniculata, 1482 nucleotides long. RefSeq names its product transcription factor MYC1-like. Gene Ontology annotation, molecular function: transcription cis-regulatory region binding; protein dimerization activity; DNA-binding transcription factor activity. Bases 63 to 1394 code for a protein of 443 amino acids. Gene Ontology annotation, biological process: regulation of DNA-templated transcription. The transcript has a single exon. Gene Ontology annotation, cellular component: nucleus. The record is from RefSeq and is a predicted model, not a curated record. Lineage: Eukaryota; Viridiplantae; Streptophyta; Magnoliopsida; Lamiales; Acanthaceae.